This is a messenger RNA of Durusdinium trenchii, 1392 nucleotides long. Lineage: Eukaryota; Dinophyceae; Suessiales; Symbiodiniaceae. The record is from the annotation of a GenBank genome assembly.
AUGGGCAGCAUGGCUUUGCUGAAGAUUGUCAUACCCGCGGUUUGCUUGGGACAUGCUUGUCCCUUGCUCACGGGAGUAAUUCUUGUGGCACUAGGCCUUUGGGCAGUGAGAUUACAUCCACGGAAGACCUUGGACAUGAGCUGGCUGGACCUUCUGGCUUCUUUCAAGGCUUGCUUCACCCGUCGAGACCGGCAGAGUGUGGAGAAGCAGCUGCAACAGAUUUUGAGCCCGGAAGAGAUUGUGACCCUGUCGGUCCGUUCUGCCUUUGAUCUUCUGCUUUCAGCUUUAGACCUCCCAAGGGGUUCAGAGGUGCUGUUUGUGCCCGGCAUCACCAUUCCGGCCAUGGUUCAGCUCGUGGAGUUGCACGGUUUACAGCCGGUGGGCGUGGACCCUCUGUCGCCUCAGCAAAUGUUGCCAAGUCAACUGGAGCCCUUUGUGACCACGCAGACACGGGUGGUCAUCAUCUCUCAUCUAUUUGGAACCAUCCACAAAGCUGGACACUUGAUCCGGGAGGCGAAGGAUCUCGGGCUUCUCGUGGUGGAGGAUUGUGCGCAGAGCUUCCUGGGUGCGAUGCCCGCGAAUCGGCGUUCUCUAGCCGCUCCCUGGCCCAUGGGCUUUCGGGGCCACGAAAGUGCGGACGUUUGCCUCAGCAGCUUCGGGAAUAUCAAAACUCUCACGGCCUUGGGCGGAGGACUUGCACGCAUCAAAGACCCCAAAGUACGUGCUGAGAUGCAAGAGCUGCAGUCCACCUGGCCAACUCGUCGAACUUCCCACCGCCUAUUCACCGUGCUCGGGGCCUCUUUUUUCAAGCAGUUUUGCUUGACACCAUGUCUUUAUGGCUUGGUGGAGACUCUUUGUGCAACACUGGGGCUCGAUUUUGAUGGCCUGAUUGUUUCCAGUGUUCGAGGAUUCGGCAAACUGGAGUAUAUCCGGCAACAACCCUCCUUAGCUUUGCUGGAGUGCCUUCUUCGUCGACUUCGGGAGCAGCACAUGGCAUGUUUUGAGGACUCCUCCCUGCAAUCCUCCGUGGCAAAGAGGCGACGCGUGGCCAAAGUGGUUGUGGAGCGUCUCAGUGAGGAGGGCAUCGACUGCUUGACUUAUGGGGAUGGCAGCAAUGCUUGGUGGCUUCUUCCCAUCCUCUCAACCAAUCCAAAGAACAUGGCCAAAGACCUGCUUUCCUAUGGCUUUGAUGCGACCAACACCUCCACGCAACUCCAGCGAGUAGCAUCAAUAGCUACAUGCAAGUCCGCUGCUACAAGGCCCUCAGAUGGGAAGGACAGCUUGGAAGAGCAAGAGGAAAAACACAAACCUCAAGGUACCAAGGGUCGGAUCGGUGAGAUGACCAAACAGAAACGAUACAAGCUUGAAGGGCUUGAAGCAAGACAAUACUAG